ACCGCUCGCCGGCGACGCAGACGACUCGGACGACGACGUCGGCGCCGCUUUCGGUCGUCCGGCAACGCGCGCGUUCGGCGGCGGGUACGCCGGCGCGGCGGGCGGCGCCGCAGGUGGCAUCGGCCGCUUCCUCAACCCGGGCGCGUUCCAGGCGGGCUUUGGCGGGCACGCGUUUGCGCGCCCGCCGGCGAGCGCGUUCCGCCGCCAGUACCGCGCCUACUCGACGGCGAUCCUCGAGGUGCAGCAGGGCAGGAGCUACAGCGGCGGGCGGGCCAACCUCAUGUACGGCGGCAAGAUCGUCAUGCCUCCCUCUGCGCUCGACGAGCUCACGCAACUCGACGUCGAGCUCCCGAUCAACUUUGAGAUCACCAACCCGGCCAACGUCGAGCUCAACACGCACGCCGGCGUGCUCGAGUUCAUCGCCGACGAGGGCUGUGUCAACCUCCCGCAGUGGAUGAUGGACCAGCUCCGCCUCAACGAGGGCGACCCGGUGCGCCUCGUCGGCGGGCGGUAUCCCAAGGGCAAGAUGAUCAAGAUCCAGCCGCAGAGCGUCGACUUUCUCGAGAUCAGCGACCCCAAGGCGGUCCUCGAGCGCGCCCUCAUCAACUACUCGUGCAUGUCGGCGGGCGACAUCAUCGAGAUCCCGUACAACACGCUCACGUUCCGCCUCCUCAUCAUGGAGAUCACGCCGCCGGGCCCGGCCAUCUCGGUCAUCGACACGGACCUCGAGGUCGACUUUGCGCCCCCUGUCGGCUACGUCGAGCCCGAGUACAAGCGGCCGUCGGACCUCCUUCCGACCAUGCGCGACAAGUUCACGAUCGACACCAAGGGCGUCCAGGACGUCGAUGCGCGUGGCAGUGGGACGGCGACGCCGGUCCCGGGUGGUGGAGCUGGAGCCGGCGGCAAGGGCAAGGGCAAAGAGACGGACGGCGGCGAGGGCGGUGCAGCGGCGCCGGCGUCGUGGGAGGCCUUCAAGGGGACGGGCAACAGCCUCGGCGGCAAGCGCGUCAAGGGCAAGGGCGUCAAGGCCAAGGCGAUCGAGGGCAUCGACGAGAACAGCCGCAUCAUCCGCACCGACCAACCGCGCAUCGUCACAGCCGACACGCAGCUCGGCACCCGCCAGGUCCCCGCCGCGCUCAACCUCCCCUACGGCGCCCUCUUUUUCGGCUUUGACCUCUCGAAUGCUCGUCCGCCGCCCGGGUCCGACGCCGAGGCGGC
Molecule: messenger RNA, 1218 nt
Organism: Rhodotorula graminis WP1
Lineage: Eukaryota; Fungi; Basidiomycota; Microbotryomycetes; Sporidiobolales; Sporidiobolaceae
Exons: 6
Cellular component (GO): VCP-NPL4-UFD1 AAA ATPase complex
Molecular function (GO): polyubiquitin modification-dependent protein binding
Source: RefSeq, a predicted model, not a curated record